This is a messenger RNA of Caenorhabditis elegans, 1010 nucleotides long. RefSeq names its product Phospholipid scramblase (gene scrm-2). The coding region runs from base 20 to 817 and encodes 265 amino acids. The transcript has 5 exons. Gene Ontology annotation, molecular function: phospholipid scramblase activity. Lineage: Eukaryota; Metazoa; Nematoda; Chromadorea; Rhabditida; Rhabditidae. The record is from RefSeq and is marked reviewed. Gene Ontology annotation, biological process: plasma membrane phospholipid scrambling.
AAGUUUCAGAUUCGAAAUAAUGGAUCAACUAUUUUAUAAUGGACCACCUGAUUACGUUGAAAUUGAAGACCGAGCCAUAACAACUGAACCAGGAGCUUCUAUACAAGCAGCUCCCGGAGCAAUUUGGAUGGAAGCACUUCCAGCGAUUGAGGGAAUCCCAGCAGGGUUGGAAUACCUUGCCUACUUGGACACGGUCAUGGUGCAUCAAGUGAAGGAGGUUCUUGAGAUUCUUACUGGAUGGGAGAGUAAAAAUAAGUAUGCUAUUAGAAAUAAAAAUGGACAGCAGUGUUACUAUGCGUUCGAAGAAUCCAACGCUUGGGAGAGACAGUGUUGUGGAUCGCAACGAGGUUUUACGAUGCACAUUGUGGAUAAUUUUAACAAGAAUGUGCUCAUCGUCAAACGAGAAUUAAGAUGCUGCGCAGACUCAUUUUGUGGAUGCUUGCUAGGUCUUCAAAACAUAUGCACCAUUGAAUCACUAUCAACUGGCCUUCUGGGUACUGUCCUUCAAGGAUAUGGUUGCACGAAUUCAUUCUAUAACAUUUUGGAUAAAGAUGGAAAUCUGAUUUUCCUAGUUGAUGGUCAAGGAUGUUGCACAAGUUGCUGCUGUGAAGAUAAGGAUUUUACGAUCAAAACUCCCGACAGCUCCGUGCCAAUUGGCUCAAUAACCAAGAAGUGGGGUGGACUAUUGCGUGAAGCGUUUACCGAUGCCGACACUUUUGCAGUCACCUUUCCCAUCGACCUUGAUGUCAAGCUCAAAGCGAUACUGCUGGGAGCCACAUUUUUGAUUGAUUUCGUGGAGUUCGAAAAUAAUAACUGAUGUGGAAAAACUGGAAAUCUCGCAAUGCACUUCUCGCUUGUUUUCUGCGAUCAGAGCUCUAAUUAUGAAAUGAUAAUGUGCUUUCUUUGUAUGCAUGUAUAUUAAAAUAAGACAUUUUGCAAACGCGCCGUUUGCAUCGCUUUGCUUCUUUUCUUCAACAUCUUCAAAAUGAAAUAAAAUAAUUAUAAUUAUA